AUGGUUAUUGUUAUUUCAAAGAAAGUGAUUGAUAAUAUUUAUGCACUUGGUGCAGGAACAUCAGCUGAUUGUGAUUUUCAAGCACGUUUACUUGAAUCUCAACUUGAAUUAUUUAAAUUAAAUCAAGAUCGACAAGUUCAUGUUGCGACAGCUGUUAGAAAAAUCCAACAACAUCUUUUCAGACAUCAAGGUUAUCUCGGUGCUUAUUUAAUUAUUGUUGAUGUAGAUGUAACUGGUUCUCAUAUGGCAACAGUUCAUCCUCAUAGAAGCAUCUCAUUUCUACCUUUUGUUGCUUCAGGCAAAAAUUUAUUUUUAUUGAAUAUUUUUAUCAGAAUAUCAAAUUUAGGUUCUGGUGGAUAUACAUCAUUAUCCGUUAUUGAAGACCGUUCUAAAGCAAACAUGAUAGAAGAUGAAACAAAACAAUUGAUACGUGAUGCACUCUAUGCAUCUACCAUAACAGAUUUAUUUUCUGGAAGUAAAAUUAAUAUGUAUGUAUUAACAAAAGAAAUAUUAGAUAAAUUUUUAUCAUAUGAAAUUAUUGCUGUUCGUACUGAAAAACAAGCUGAUUAUACAUUGACUAAAGGAACAACUGAGGUUUUAUCAAUAAAUGUAAAAAAGAUUAAAUAUGAUGUAGUUAAUGAAAAAGUUAAAGCAACAGAAACUCAUGAAGCUAUGGAACUGGCUUAA
This is a messenger RNA of Rotaria sp. Silwood1, 687 nucleotides long. The record is from the annotation of a GenBank genome assembly. Lineage: Eukaryota; Metazoa; Rotifera; Eurotatoria; Philodinida; Philodinidae.